CGUAAAAAAAUUAGUGAAUGUUCCAGAAGGUACUGGAAGAAGAAUUAGUAUUAUGUUGCAUCAUUUGACGUUAAUUGAUUAAAAUCAUCAAAAUCUGACGAUAAAAUGUGUUAAAAUAAUGUCUUUCUUUAAAAAUUAUACUUUAUCAAUUAUUCAAUUUUAAAAAACUUUUAAAAAAUAUUUAUUAAGUGAUAUUAACAUUUAAAUUCUAUUACAAAAUUCAAAAAUUUAAUUAAAUAAUUAUUAAUUAACUUGUUUAUACUAGUUUAAAUGCGAAAAAUUGUUUAAAAAUUUAACAACAUUUUUAAAAAAUGUAUAUUUGCCAACUUCACACCGGUUGUAAACGUCAUUGUCAUUGCUGUCAUUGUCACAUUGACAGGAAGUGGAAGAAACAUAACCUCAUAUAACUUGUUUUUUGUUAUUUUUGUUUACUGACAAAGAACAAGUGUUUUGAAAAAAUUAAUUCUCCUAUUUGAAAUUAUUUAGAAUGUUGAUUCUGAUAAGGUUAUUAAGAUUUAUUUCUUAAAUUACCUGUGAUUUUUUACUGCAUUCUACCAUACAGUAAUGUUUAUUUAAAUUAUAUAAUUAUUGUGUGAGUGUCCUCACAGCUGAAAUCUCAUUGAUUUUUAUCAAUAAAAAAAAAAAAAGAAUGUCACGAAGAGAACAAAACGUACUUCGUAUGAUUUGGAGAGAUUUCAUUUCAUCAAUAUUUGUAAGAGCUGAAAAACCAAAGCUAAUGGGUGAAGAUUUUUAUGGAACAAAAUAUUUUGAAACUCCUCCAAGACGUGGAUCAUCUAAAAGACCAGCACGUCAUUUUGAGCCUGUUAAUAAAGAUGAUCAUGAACAAGAAAUACCCGCAGAAUGGGAGGCUUGGUUACGAUAUCGUCGACGUGUAGUACCAACAAAUCAAGAAGUUGAAGAAAAUUAUAAACUAAUAUUAACGAAACGUGAAAAUGCAGCGAAACUUGUGGAAAAAUAUUCAGGGAAAGAAAUUGAAAAAAUAAAUCCACCAAUGCCUGCAAGUAAUCCCGGUAAUUUUCCAGUUUACGAAGAGUAUCAAGAUGUAGAAGUAAAAUAUCAACCUCAUGUAAAAAAAUAAAUAAUAAGAAUAGAUUAGGAAAAUUUUGUAAUAUAAAAUGUUGAUAGAUUAAUAAAAAAAAUUUACAUUAAUUCAAAAAAAAAA
Leptopilina boulardi is the source of this 1183-nucleotide messenger RNA. RefSeq names its product NADH dehydrogenase [ubiquinone] 1 alpha subcomplex assembly factor 2. The transcript is spliced from 2 exons. Gene Ontology annotation, cellular component: membrane. Gene Ontology annotation, biological process: mitochondrial respiratory chain complex I assembly. The record is from RefSeq and is a predicted model, not a curated record. NCBI's taxonomy places the organism in Eukaryota, Metazoa, Arthropoda, Insecta, Hymenoptera, Figitidae. Bases 650 to 1099 code for a protein of 149 amino acids.